UAUUGGAAUCAUAAAUGAUUAUUUGUUACUAUAUUUUUAUACUUUUCGAAAGAGUAAGUCCUAUAUUAAAAUUUCAUAGGAUGACAAAAGUAUUUUUUCAGUUAUGAAUUGAAAAAGGUUUCAAUCGUGAUUCCAAUACCUCGGAGAGUAUUAGGAAAAUGCAGGUGCUGCGAAUGGUUAGGCUACGUUUUCGACUCAAAAGCGAGUCUAAAUAAAAGUAGAAUGAUGCUUUCAACAAAAUUCUAAAUCUGUAAAAUAAACAAAUUAUUUGUAGGUCUGUGAUUCCUGUUAUAAAACCAAAUCUUUCCGUUUAUUUAGUUUCAGAUAUUUUACAAUUAAUUCUUUUUACAAUUAGUUUGUCAUUGUUAUUAUUUUAAAAGGCCUAACUACUUUUCAAUUGUCAUCAAUAAACGAAAGGUUUUCCAGUUUAAAAAAUAACUAUUGAAGAAAAACCAUUAAGAAUAAUUAUCCUUGAGCAAAUUGUCUAAGGGACCAUUACCAUAUUUGGGAGCUUCUAAGAUAUGUCAAGAUCCUCCGAGCGUUAUUUAGCUUGUAGAAAUCUCUCGCGACACAUAAUUUAUUAAAAUAUCUCAAUGUUUAUAUAUUAAAAUAUUUUCGAAAGGAGCCGAUAUGGAAUGGAAGAGGGGAAAAAAAGCAUUGUUUAUAUCGGUAGGUUUUAUACGUUCAGAAACCGUUAACUGCUGUAAUGUUUCUAUACAACUUCCAUAAUAACCCAUAAGAUCGAAGUCUGACCGGUCUGAGCCUAACAACUCACUUUGGACCAACCAAUAGCGGGAAGCUUUUAAAAACAAUCAAUCAACGCUUACUACCUCCCGUCCAACCCGAAGGCAGGAUACGUAAUUGGCUGUGAUAAGGUACCCGCCUUCCGUAAUAGGGUGGGACGGUGGAUAGCCUUGUUUUAGGUCGUGAUAUUUGUGUGACGAGCCGUACCGAAGCGGCCAUGCACACUCUUCGCUCGGCUGAAGAUUUAGCGACGGGACAAGACAGAGCCACUUCAUUGGCAACUGUUCAGGACGAUUACGUAGUGAGACCGUCCAAAAUCGCAGGGAAAAACAUUCUUCAUCUAGGAAAUCCGUUAGAAAAUGAGAAACAAACUCACGAGACGGAUUCAUCCAAAGUACAUAACAAUAAGCCGUCUUCUCCAGAAAAGUCGAAAAUUGCUCAAGAUUCGAAAGAAAAAACGAAAAAAGAUGCCGUACAAGACGUCAACACCAUCAGACGAUACAGAACAGCCUUCACCAGAGACCAGCUGGCAAGACUCGAAAAAGAGUUCUGUAGAGAGAAUUAUGUAUCCAGACCACGGAGAUGCGAAUUGGCCUCCGCUCUCAAUUUACCCGAAAGCACAAUAAAGGUAUGGUUUCAAAAUCGGAGAAUGAAAGAUAAACGGCAGAGGAUGGCUUUGGCAUGGCCUUACGCGGAUCCACAUUUCACUGCUUACAUGCUCAGUGCUGCAGCUACAGCGGGUUCUGCAGGCUAUAGUUAUCCUUUAUCGGCAGGAGCUUUACCAUUCAACUAUUAUAGUGCUCUAUCUUCUAUCGCACGAUAUAGUCCCUACAGUUUACCCGUUAGACCGCAGUCAUCUUUAAUCACUCCGACGUAUCUACGUCCAACUGGUUCCACCAACGGAGAAGUCACUCUAUCGGCAGGCAGUAGACACGGCGGAGUAUCGCCUGCCGAUCCCCAAUCUAUUGUAAAUGGACACUUCACGACGUGUCCCGUGCCAACAUCGCCGGCAUCGGUGGCAGAAUCGUGCAGAUGUCACCUGUUUGGUUUUCCAUCUACCGUCGGCCUGGGAGUUCCGAAUGGUGCGAACAAUAUCUCUCUUAGUACACAUCUGGCUUGUUCUACUGGUCAAACUAAUGUGGAUGCACCUCGUCCUAACCUUUUUCAACCGUACAAGACUGACGUAGAGAGAGUAUGACUUGUACAGAUUUAAAUUUCCAGUUUUGUUAUCGUUUUAUCCAAUACAAAGCACGCAUCUUCUCGAAGCACACGAUUCUUCUCGAGUUGUCCAACGCAACGUUGUAACAUAUGAUAGAAAUUUAGCGAAAAACUGAGCAAUUUUAAACGUAUAGAAACAAUUUCUAAACUUCUGAGAAAUAUCUAUUAUAAAUAAUUAUUUCCAAUUUGAGUUAUGCACGUUAUUAGUCAUUAAGGACAUUUAAGAAGUAUCCUACGUGCGAUAGGACGAUUAACUGUAGAUAGUUUUAGUUAUCGAACGAUUUCUCAAAAUGAGAAGAAAAUUCUUCGUCGCACAUUUUGAUAUUUAAUGUUGUUCGCUGUUAAUUCUGUUGGGUGUGCGUAUUCGGAUCUUUCAUUUCUGAAUAAAUGUUUCGCCUCGUAUAAAAACACACGAAUUGAUCAAAAAUUUGUCGGAAGAGUCUCAUUUUAUAAUAUUUAAAAUCAUUCUUACGAAAAUGUGAUGAUCAUUCGCCUCUCUAUUAUAAUUAGGCUAAAAUUCUCCUUGCCUAUUCCUCUUACAUUCCGAUGUUUUGAUCUAUUCGCAUGAUGACGAGUACGUCAUUGUACAAGACAAUUUAAAAUGUCCUUUUUUCUACAAAUUAUUUCCUUUGAGAUGUAUAUAAUGUACAGAUGUGAUGUGUAAUUAUGU
Centruroides sculpturatus (bark scorpion) is the source of this 2632-nucleotide messenger RNA. Its product is annotated as homeobox protein XHOX-3-like. The record is from RefSeq and is a predicted model, not a curated record. Gene Ontology annotation, cellular component: nucleus. The transcript has 4 exons. Gene Ontology annotation, biological process: regulation of transcription by RNA polymerase II. Gene Ontology annotation, molecular function: RNA polymerase II cis-regulatory region sequence-specific DNA binding; DNA-binding transcription factor activity, RNA polymerase II-specific. The coding region runs from base 962 to 1942 and encodes 326 amino acids. Lineage: Eukaryota; Metazoa; Arthropoda; Arachnida; Scorpiones; Buthidae.